Sitophilus oryzae (rice weevil) is the source of this 2440-nucleotide messenger RNA. Its product is annotated as inositol-3-phosphate synthase. Gene Ontology annotation, biological process: inositol biosynthetic process; phospholipid biosynthetic process. The record is from RefSeq and is a predicted model, not a curated record. Gene Ontology annotation, molecular function: inositol-3-phosphate synthase activity. Gene Ontology annotation, cellular component: cytoplasm. Bases 267 to 1841 code for a protein of 524 amino acids. The transcript is spliced from 9 exons. Lineage: Eukaryota; Metazoa; Arthropoda; Insecta; Coleoptera; Curculionidae.
UUAUGUUUCUUUUCUAUCGCACGCCACUGGUAUCCGCAAAGUAUUGAACGAUUUUCCCCAUGUGGAGCGCGGAGUUCUCUCUAGAAGUGUUCUAACUUCUAACCGGCUUUGUGGUCUUGGUCUCGGUCUUAUUUACAUAGUAAAUACUAAACUUAUCAGGAAACUUAUCGAAAAUAGGGAUUUCCGACAACUAAAGUGUGUUUUAUUUUUAAAAAUUCAUUUAAUUUUACCAUAAAACCGGGAGAAAUUUAUUAAAUUAUCUAAAAAUGGAACUAUCUGUCAACACGCCAAAUGUAAAAUUGAGUGAUAAAUAUAUUGAAACAAAAUAUGACUAUCAAUACACGACAGCAGUACAAGACAGUAAUAAUAUUGUGGUUAACAACAACACUGAAAACUUGGUAUUUCGAACUGAAAGAAAAGUUCCUAAACUUGGAGUGAUGCUAGUGGGAUGGGGCGGAAAUAACGGAAGUACCUUUACCGCAGGUGUGAUAGCCAACAGAUUGGGUUUAUCCUGGCCAACCAAACGAGGAACACAAACCGCAAACUGGUUUGGCUCCGUUACCCAAGCCUCCACAGUUCGAAUUGCUGACGGCGUCUACCUUCCGCUCGCACGCCUACUGCCCACGGUAAAUCCCAACGAUAUAGUCAUAGACGGCUGGGACAUCAGCGGUAGCGAUUUGGCAGAGGCCACGGAAAGGGCCCAAGUGCUCGAACCGGCCCUUCAGCAACAGCUCAAACCUUAUUUGAGCAAUCUGAAGCCGAGACCGGCUAUAUUUAAUCAGGAAUUUAUUGCCGAGAAUCAGAAAUCAAGAGCCGAUAAUGUGCUUAAAGGAUCGAAAUAUGAACAAGUACAACAGAUCAUGAACGACAUUGAUGAUUUCAAAGCUAAGGAAGGCUUGGACAAAAUUAUAGUGCUGUGGACAGCAAAUACCGAAAGGUUUAGUAGUCUCUUGGAAGGAGUAAAUGACACACUUGCAAACUUGAAAGCCGCCAUUAAAAGCGGCCAUGAGGAAAUAUCUCCUUCUACGUUAUUUGCAUUCGCCGCAAUAUCUAAAGGUUGCACGUAUAUUAAUGGUUCACCACAAAAUACCUUUGUUCCAGGACUCAUUGAAUAUGCCGAACAGGAAAACGUUUUUAUAGCUGGUGAUGAUUUCAAAUCUGGCCAAACCAAAAUAAAGAGUGUACUUGUGGACUUUCUGGUUAGUGCUGGCAUCAAACCAGUCAGUAUAGUCAGUUACAAUCAUCUUGGAAACAACGAUGGAAAGAAUCUUAGUGCACCUGAACAAUUUAGAUCUAAAGAGAUAUCAAAAAGUAAUGUUGUUGAUGAUAUGGUUGAGUCAAACAGUAUUUUAUUUAAGCCUGGAGAGAAACCAGACCACGUUGUUGUUAUAAAAUAUGUUCCUUAUGUUGGUGAUUCAAAGCGUGCAUUGGAUGAAUACACAUCAGAAAUCAUGAUGGGUGGACUGAAUACCAUAGUCAUUCACAAUACCUGCGAAGACUCUUUGUUGGCUUCGCCAUUAAUUUUGGACUUAAUCAUUCUUGGAGAAUUAUUUACCCGGAUCCAAGUGAAAAGACAGGACUGGUCUGACGACAAAUACACAGGAUUUCACCCAGUUCUAUCAGUUUUGAGUUAUUUGUGCAAGGCCCCUUUGGUUCCUAAUGGUACACCAAUUGUAAACGCCUUAUUUAGACAAAGGGCAUGCAUAGAAAAUAUCCUAAGAGCGUGUGUUGGGCUCCCUCCAGAUACAUGUAUGACUUUGGAACACAGACUACCAUUUUUGAUACCUGCCGUUGCUGAAGAACCCAAAACAAAGAAACUGAAACUGGCCAAUGGUCACUAAAAAUUUAUUUAAUAAUUGAUUAUUUUAUAAGUAUUACAGUUUUUGUAUUUAUAUAUUCACACACGUUUGGACUCAGGACAUACUAUUAUUUCUUAUAUCAAUUAUAUGAUAUUCCAUAUUAUGUCAAUUAUAUGGUUAUUUGUUUUUUUUUUGUUAUUAAUAAACAAAUAAUAUAUAAUUUAAAUUACCUGUAGGUAUAAAUUAAAAUACAGUGUAAAAAACAUAGCAUUUCCUAUAAAUAUACAAAUUUAUAAAUUCAAUUCAGUAUUUAAUGUUAUUCAUAUUGAGUCUAUUUUUAUAAUUCAUUAAUAUUUGUUAUAAAUUGUUUAGAUUUAUGUCUAAAAUAAUUAAAAUUAUUUAUUUUUUUUUAUCAUUAAAUCCCCCUGCAAGGCUUUAAAUAAUAUUUAUUAUUUGUACUUAAGUUAUUUUGGAAGUCAUUCAUUAUUUCUGUAGAAAUUAAGUAAUAAAGAUAUAGGGAAAUUAAAAUAACUUUCGUUGCACAUCAUAAUACGACCACCAGCAAACUCCAGAAGACGACGCAUGGCGUCAUUGAUGACGUGCGAAGAAAGUUGUUCCAAUUUCCCUAUAUGUUACAAUUA